AUGUGUCAAGGUCAACGAGGGUUAAUUAAAAUGUCUGGAAGGACGGAAAGGGGUUGUUUGGUGGUGUUUCUGGUAUUUACCUUGUUAAUUUACAAGUCAUCCCAGAUAGGUUCAGUUACACCAGAAGUCAUUGUGCUAGAUACCAAUGGAAACCAAAAAGAAUUGGACGGAGUUGCUAUUGUUUAUAAUUCUUACGUCACUUUAAUUUGCCGUACAGUAUCUGACGAACAUCUUCUGAGGUGGCUGUAUGCACCAUCACAAGAUGAAACAUUUACGCCACUAAAUAAUACAGACCAUAUUACCAUUUCGUCUCAAAAAAAUGAAGAAGUAUCGUUGCUACUCAUCAAUGUUCAGUUUAAUAUGUCGGGCGUGUAUCAAUGCACUAAUGGACUUGCUAGUCGUCAAAUAGACGUUCACGUCUAUGGAGUUUUAAACAAGAUUAGUAGUACUGUCCACUUGAUGAAAAAACAUGAGGUGGUUGGUGCUUACAGUCUCCAGAUUAACACAAUCAAUUCAAGUUAUCAUCCUGUUAUUGCAUGUGAAUUCCGGGUUGGUUCAAAUGGUAUAAGAUAUACUACUGUCCGUUGGAGAGGCGGAAAGUAUCAUGUUAAACCCAAUCUUUACAAAGUUACUGAGAGUCGAGACGAAAAGUCUGGCAUAAUAUGGAGUAAUUUGACAUUGCUUCAUCCUUCCUAUGACCAAGAACUGUACGGAAAGUAUUAUUGCAUGUUCAAUAUUGUGCCUGGUACUAUGGAGACUGCUGAAUUACAAAUAAGCAUCCCACCAUUAAUACACAAAAAUGAACGUAGUGUAAAUCUUUAUUCUGGUGUGAAAUACACUUACUUUUGUGAUAUUAUUGCUUAUCCACCAAUCACUGAACCUAUUUCAUGGAUGAGGAAUGAUGUUCCUCUAGUAAUCCAACAUAAUGGUCGAGAUUCUGAAAAUCGUAUACAUUUUGAAAGUAAAAACUUUCUCAAUGAUCAAAUUGUAUUCGAUACAAUACAAUCAGAUGAUAGAGCUGUCUAUUCAUGUUUUGUUCGAGGAGCAUUUGGAAAUGAUACAGCAGCUUUCUUUUUACGAGUGAAAGAUCGUCAUGCUACGCUAUGGCCUUUAAUUGGUAUUAUCCUAGAAGUGGUGGUUUUGUUUAUAAUUAUUUUAAUUUAUGAAAUAAAGCGCCGUGAGCGUGCUAAACGAGAAGAAGCUGGGGAAAAUUUGGUCACAUCUAGCAAAACACCAAAUGCAGCGUAUGGAGUUGAUGAAGCGAGUGAGAAUAUGUUAUUACGACAACGAGGUGAUCGUCACUAG
Schistosoma rodhaini is the source of this 1305-nucleotide messenger RNA. The record is from the annotation of a GenBank genome assembly. Lineage: Eukaryota; Metazoa; Platyhelminthes; Trematoda; Strigeidida; Schistosomatidae.